AUGGAGGUAUUCGUCAAACGGUCGUUCACGGGAUACACUGGAGAAUUUGCCCUCAACGAUACGACCAAGGCUGUGAUUGGAGAUGUGGUUGAGAUCUCAGGGCAAGAGACCCCUUACAUUUUCUGGGGCGACGGGACUUUCUCCAUCAUUCGCAUGGUAGUGGACACGUACUCGGCAGAUGAGGACUGGAUAAGAGGCAUGACGACCAUCACUCACGAGUACGCUACUCCUCUCGACUCAUCCUCCUCCUCCCCUUGGAUUGUUAACUUCACCGGUUGCUGCCGAGACAACAGUACCGUGAACAACGUCGGGAUAGCCUGGUCGAUCCUUUCCCAAGUGGAUGUGACAACUCCCGGUGUCUGCCUCAUGCCAUCGUCGUCUGGAUCGACAGGGCCUUGUAACGUUAUCAAGCUCUCGACGUCUUGCGGUCAGUUGGAGGAGCGUGGGGUCGUGGGUGACAUUCAUGGGUUUGAGUGCAGCUGCGUUACGAGCUCGUCCACCAACACAUGGCUCAACCUGUUCCUGGAUGGAACUUUACAGCUGACCUGCCAAGGGAGCUGCCCCACCUUCGGCCUCUACUCCUUCAAGUUUACCAUCACCAACGCGGCGACCUCCCAGUACACGCAGGCUGAACUCUUGGUCAAGGUGCAGGAGAAGCAGUCGUGCCAGUCGAUCGCUGCUGGAAUCCUCUGCGUACCAGGUUUGCAAUAUGACCCGAUUACACAUGCCAUCGUUCCAGGGUCGAACACGACUAUCCCUGGUGCUGAAGGGAACAUGAUCGCGUACAGCGGCUAUCCUGUCCAGUUCAGAUGUUUCGUUGUACAAUCAUAUCUAAAUAUAACAUCGGGUCUUGUCAACAGCUUCAACAUUACGAACAACUGGUGUCAAGAUCAGACAGGAGCUCUCUCAGAUUCAUGGCGGAACGCGACAUGCUUGGAUUCUGACUUCGGUGCCCAGCCUGCCAUCACUGACAUCAAGAUUUCCGAUUCGUCCGAGCAGGAGUCUCUCCUCGCUGCCCUCGGAUAUCACAGGGUGGAUGGGAACCUGAACGAAGGAACAAACGGGAAACAGACGUUCUUGUGGUACAGGAAGAAUUCAGGAGCAAUGGAAUACGACAAGCAAAUUGCAAGUCAGAAGGGAUUAAGAAGAGGAAUCGUUGAGAUCAGAAUUCAAUCGAGGUGA
Guillardia theta CCMP2712 is the source of this 1182-nucleotide messenger RNA. RefSeq lists its product as hypothetical. The coding region runs from base 1 to 1182 and encodes 393 amino acids. The transcript is spliced from 19 exons. The record is from RefSeq and is a predicted model, not a curated record. NCBI's taxonomy places the organism in Eukaryota, Cryptophyceae, Pyrenomonadales, Geminigeraceae.